UCGGUGCGGUCCCCGGUGGCGUGAGCGCAGCGAAUGCACGGCGGCGGAUAGACCGGUUUCUCGCUCCCGGGGGCUUGUGGGCAAAGAGGCGGCCAUGGGUAACACGCCGGCGCUUCACUGCCGAUCCGUAGAGGGUUUUUGAGAGCGCAAACCUGGAUCUCCCUGCCACAAGAGAGUAGCGCAGCCGCUCAGGAGAAGGGACCAGACCCGAGACAUCACUUAUCCAUGUUCUCCAGAGAUGCUGCCUUGGUCCAUCACUUUUGUGACUUUCUUUGCAAACAUCUGCAGUUACUUGUUGCAAGAGAUCGGCGGCAGGUAUGAGCGGGGAUCCGGAUGAAAAUUAAGUUGUCUGGAACAGUAGGUAGACAAAAAUGAUGGAGAAACUCAGCGGGUGUGGCAGCAUCUAUGGAGCGAAGGAAUAGGAUAAAACAAGCAGAGUGUUUGUGUACCCGAAUCUCAAAUCUAUUCAGUUCACCAGCAUUUGAACGCGUGGGACGGAUUCACUGUGUCAGCUGAGCCUACGAGACGCCAGAGAGUUCAUAGCAUGGAGACAUUAUCCACCAGCUCCCAGUGUGGGCAGGGAUUCGCUCAAUCUCCCCACCUGGUAACUCUCCAGCAAGACCAGGCUGUGGAGAGACCAUUUACAUGUCCUAAUUGUGGGAAGGAAUUCACUCAAGCGUGGAACAUGAAGAGACACCAGCAAAUUCACACCGGGGAAAGGCCAUUCACCUGCUCUGAGUGUGGGAAGGGAUUCACUAAUUCUUCCAAUCUUAUGGCCCACCAGCGGGUUCACACUGGGGAGAAACCGUACAUCUGUCCUACCUGUGGAAAGGCAUUCACUUGGUUACGGUCCCUGGUGGUCCACCAACAAGGUCCCCCUGGGGAGAAGCAAUUUACCUGCUCCGACUGUGGGAAGGGAUUUCACCACUUAUCGGGUCUGCGGACACACCAGCGGAUUCACACUGGGGAGAGGCCAUUCACCUGUUCUGACUGUGGCAAGGGAUUUACUCAAUCAUCUGGUCUACGGACACACCAGCGGAUUCACACUGGGGAGAGGCCAUUUAUUUGUUCUGAGUGUGGCAAGGGAUUUACACAAUUUAUUCGACUUCAGUUACACCAGCGAGUUCACACUGGGGAGAGGCCAUUCACCUGUUCCGAGUGUGGGAAGGCAUUUACUCAAUCAUCGAACCUCAGGGCACACUAUCAAAUUCACACUGGGGAGAAGCCAUUUACCUGCUCUGAGUGUGGGAGGGGAUUUACUCAAUUAUCUGUACUACAGAAACACCAGCGACUUCAUGCUGGGGAGAGGCCGAUUACCUGCUCUGAGUGUGGGAAGGGAUUCAUUGACUCAUCGGCUUUGCAGAUACACCAGAGAAUUCACAUGGAGGUGGGGCCAUUCACUUGUUCAGAGUGUGGGAAGGGAUUCACUCAUUCAUCUGUAUUACAGAGACAUCACAGAAUUCACACCGGAGAGAGGCCAUUCACCUGUUCUGAGUGCGGGAAGGGAUUCACUCAAGCAAGCAACCUGAAGAGGCACCUGCUAAUUCACACCGGGGAGAAGCCGUUCACCUGCUCUGAGUGUGGGAAGGGAUUUACUGAAUUAUCUGGACUGCAGAUACACCAGCGGAUUCACACUGGGGAGAAGCCAUUCGCCUGUUCGGAGUGUGGGAAGGGAUUUACUGAUUUAUCUGGACUGCAGAAACACCAGCGGAGUCACACCGGGGAGAGGCCGUACAUCUGCUCUGAGUGUGGGAAGAGAUUCAUUCAUUCAUCUGCGUUACAGAGACACUACAGAAUUCACACCGAGGACAAGCCAUUCACCUGUUGUGAGUGUGGGAAGGGAUUCAUUCAAGCAUGCAACUUGAAGAGGCACCAGCUAACUCACAACGGGGAGAGGCCGUUCACCUGCUCUGCGUGUGGGAAGGGAUUCACCCAUUCAUCUGCGUUACAGAGGCACCUCAGAACUCACACCGGGGAGAAGCCAUUCACCUGCUCUGAGUGUGGGAAGGGAUUCAGUCAAUCAUCUGCAUUACUGGCUCACCAGAAGAUUCACACUGUGGAUAGGCUAUUCACCUGUUCUGAGUGUGGGAAGGGAUUCAUUCAAUUAUCCAAGCUACAGGCACACCAGCGAAUACACAUGAGGGAGAUGCAAUUUAUUUGUUCCGUGUGUGGGAAGGGAUUUACUCAAUUAUCUGGGCUACAAACACACCAGCGAAUUCACACUGGGGAGAGGCCGUUCACCUGCUCUGAGUGUGGGAAGGGAUUCACUCAAUCUUCCCACCUGGUGACCCAUCAGGGAAUUCACAGCGUGGAUAAAUCAUUUGCCUCUUCCAACUGUGGUUCCCAUGUAAAAGGACCAAUUGGUUGUGGUCCGAUGGCGAACGCUGAGCCGGUGAUUUCAGAUAACUGCCAUGGCGCCUUCUUUACCCAGAAACCUCCGCGCCCCAGAACUCACCCUAUGUUGCAGGCGACAACAAGCGCGCAGGCGCGGAGAGACCCCAAGCCGCGCAUGCGGACAGAAGACUCCGGAGCCCAGGCAGAAGGCGAGGGCUUGUUCCCCCAGCCUCGCUGCCACUACAUGCAGAGUAUUUGUAUACCAAAAUCUCAAGUUUGUUCAGCUGAACAGCACCUCAACGCGUGGGAGGGAUUGAUUGUGUCAGCUGAGCCGACGAGGGCCAGCAUGGAGAAAUUGUUCACCACGUCUGAGGCAGGGCAGGGAUUCAGCCAAUCUUCCCACCUGGUGACUCUCCACCAAGAUCACGCCGCUGUGAGUAAACCAUUUGCCUGUCCAGAUUGUGGGAAGGGAUUCAUCCAAUCAUGGCACCUGAAGAGACACCAGCGGCUUCACACUGGAGAGAGACCAUUCACCUGCUCGGAGUGCGGGAAAGGAUUCACUAAUUCAUCUGCGUUGUUGAGACACCAGAUGAUCCACACAGGUGAUAGGCCGUACACCUGCCCUGUGUGUAACAAGAAAUUCCUUUAUUCGGUGGCAUUAGUGAACCACCAGAGAAUUCACACUGGGGAGAGGCCAUUCACCUGCUCUGACUGUGGCAAAGGUUUCGCUCAAUCAACUGCAUUAAUGGCACACCAGAAGAUUCACACCGGCGAGAGGCCAUUCACUUGUUCUGUGUGCGGGAAGAGAUUCAUUCAAGCAAGUAACCUGAAGAUGCACCAGCUAACUCACACCGGGGAGAGGCCAUUCACCUGCGCUGAGUGUGGGAAGGGAUUCAAUCAACCUUCCAACCUGAGAACCCACCAGCGAAUUCACAGCGUGGAGAGGCUGUUCACCUGUUGUGAGUGUGGGAAGGGAUUCAUUCAAGCAUGCAACCUGAAGAGGCACCAGCUAACUCACACCGGGGAGAGGCCGUUCAUCUGCUCUGAGUGUGGGAAGGGUUUCACUGAUUCAUCUGAGUUACAGAAGCACUUCAGAAUUCACACCGGGGAGAAGCCAUUCACCUGCUCUGACUGUGGGAAGGGAUUCAGUCAAUCAACUGCAUUACUAUCUCACCGGAAGAUUCACACUAUGGACAGGCUAUUCACCUGUUCUGUGUGUGGGAAGGGAUUUCUAUAUUAUUCUCGGCUACAAACACACAAGCGAAUUCACACUGGGGAGAGACCGUUCAUAUGUUCUGCGUGUGGGAAAGCAUUUACUCAAGUUUCUGGGCUAAAGAUACACGAACGAAUUCACACCGGGGAGAGGCCGUUCAUCUGCUCUGAGUGUGGGAAGGGAUUCUCUCAAUCUUCGAACCUGGGGACCCAUCUGCGAAUUCACAGGGUGCAUAAAUCAUUUGCCUCUUCCAACUGUGGGUAGGAUUUCAUUGGUAAAUUUAACCUGGUGAUCCACGAGAUAAUUAAUGCUGGGGAGAAGCCAUUCACCUGUUUAGUGCCUGGGAAGGGGUUCAUUUGAAUAUCUGGGCUAUUGGCACACCAGCUCAUUCACACUGAAUGGAAAGUUGAAAUACGUUUUUUAUUUUGAUGUUAGUGCUGAUGUUUGUUACACAUAGGACUGAACCCUGGUCCCUGGGCAAAGUUUGUACUGAUGUCAGUAACUUGAUCAACUGGAAUGGAGUUUAAUAUCCUGAGUCUGUGACAAAUAAAUGUGUUCUAUUGUAAACCCUGUGUCGUCUGCCUGCAAUGUACAUGGAGAGGUUGUUCGGCCCAUCUUGUCCCUGUCAGUAUUUUAUCUUCCACUACUCUGUUGGAAUAUUCUUGUAUAUCCUUUUUCUCUGUUUUCUCAGCUUCCUAUUAAGUAAAUGUCUGUUAUUCAUCUCUAUUUGAUUGGAAAACAAAACUUGGAAAGAGGCCCUUUGGCCAACCGAGUUCAUGCCAACUAGCCGGGAAAUGGUGUUAGGUAAAUGGAAUGGCUUAAAGGCCGAUAAAUCCCCAGGGCCAGAUAAGUUGCAUCCCAGAGUACUUAAGGAAGUAGCCGCAGAAAUAGUGGAUGCAUUAGUGAUAAUUUUUCAAAACUCUUUAGAUUCUGGAGUAGUUCCUGAGGACUGGAGGGUAGCUAAUGUAACCCCACUUUUAUAAAAGGGAGAGAGAGAGAAAACGGGGAAUUACAGACCAGUUAGUCUAACAUCAGUGGUGGGGAAAAUUCUGGAGUCAGAUAUUAAAGAUGGGAUAGCAGCACAUUUGGAAAGUGGUGAAUUCAUUGGACAAAGUCAGCAUGGAUUUAUGAAAGGUAAAUCAUGUCUGACGAAUCUUGUAGAAUUUUUCGAGGAUGUAACUAGUAGAGUGGAUAAGGGAGAACCAGUGGAUGUGUUAUAUCUGAACUUUCAGAAGGCUUUCGACAAGGUCCCACUUAAGAGAUUAGUAUACAAACUUAAAGCACAUGGUAUUGGGGGUUCAGUAUUGAUGUGGAUAGAGAGCUGGCUGGCAGACAGGAAGCAAAGAGUAGGAGUAAAUGGGUCCUUUUCAGAAUCGCAGGCAGUGACUAGUGGGGUACCGCAAGGCU
Messenger RNA from Leucoraja erinaceus (little skate), 4954 nucleotides. RefSeq names its product zinc finger protein 271-like. NCBI's taxonomy places the organism in Eukaryota, Metazoa, Chordata, Chondrichthyes, Rajiformes, Rajidae. Gene Ontology annotation, molecular function: DNA-binding transcription factor activity, RNA polymerase II-specific; RNA polymerase II cis-regulatory region sequence-specific DNA binding. Bases 545 to 3811 code for a protein of 1088 amino acids. Gene Ontology annotation, biological process: regulation of transcription by RNA polymerase II. The record is from RefSeq and is a predicted model, not a curated record. The transcript has 4 exons.